AUGGCGGAUCCCAGCGGCUACUACGCUGUCCUUGGCGUGUCGCAGACGGCGAGCGAGGCGGAUGUGAAGAAGGCUUAUCGGAAGGAAGCUUUGAAGUGGCAUCCAGAUAAGAACCCUGACAACAAGGAGGAAGCCGAGAAAAAGUUCAAGGCCGUUGCAGAGGCCUACGAGGUACUGUCUGACCCCCAGAAAAGAGCAGCGUACGACCGUGGCGAGGCUUUUGAUGGGAGUGGCAUGGGUGGGUUCCACUCGGGAUUCAACGGGGACGCUUUCAGUGUCUUUGAGCAGUUCUUCGGUGGUCGCAAUCCAUUCGCCGAAAUGGAUCGGAUGUUCGAAGAGAUGCACAGGGGCUCCAGGCAAACUUGGCCGUGUCUGGGUCUGGGUCUGGGCGUGCAAGGCUUCGACGACCCUUUCUUCUCGGGCCCAGGCGGUGGUGCCGGUGGUGCAUCCUUCAGCUCUUUCAGCAGCUCCAUGGGCGGCGGGCAUGAUGACCAGCACGACGACAACCACCAGGACACCUGGAUUGUGAACGGUCAGAAGGUCACAGUCACCGAGAAGACGGUCCGCAAGCCGGAUGGUACGGUCGAGACCACAAGAAGCGAGUCCAACGGGGAUGCAAACGGCGCAAGCGGUGCAGGAAUGCUCGGCUCCGGCUUCGACAGCUUCUUUGGAGGCGGUGGCAGGCAGCAACCUUUCGGCCUCGGAUGGUCGGGAUCAUAA
Molecule: messenger RNA, 720 nt
Organism: Symbiodinium sp. CCMP2456
Lineage: Eukaryota; Dinophyceae; Suessiales; Symbiodiniaceae
Source: the annotation of a GenBank genome assembly